AACCCAACUUCGUUGGCUCUUAUGACAUUGGCGAUUAUGUGUAUUUCUUUUUCCGUGAAACCGCUGUCGAGUAUAUCAAUUGUGGCAAGGCUGUUUAUUCGCGUAUCGCUCGUGUCUGCAAGAAGGAUGUCGGUGGCAAGAAUAUUUUGGCACACAAUUGGGCUACCUACUUGAAGGCUCGCCUGAAUUGCAGUAUUUCUGGUGAAUUCCCCUUCUAUUUCAAUGAGAUACAAUCGGUGUAUCAGUUGCCAAACGAUAAGACACGUUUCUAUGCAACAUUUACGACAAGUACAAAUGGUCUAAUCGGUUCGGCCGUAUGCAGUUUUCACAUCAACGAAGUACAGGCAGCAUUCAAUGGUAAAUUCAAAGAGCAAUCUACUUCAAAUUCUGCCUGGCUGCCUGUAUUGAAUGCACGUGUUCCUGAACCUCGUCCCGGUACGUGUGUCAAUGAUACCUCAAAUUUACCCGACACCGUUUUGAAUUUUAUACGCUCACACCCUUUGAUGGAUAAGGCAGUGAAUCAUGAACACAGUAAUCCCGUCUAUUAUAAACGUGAUUUGGUAUUCACGAAGUUGGUGGUGGAUAA
This is a messenger RNA of Musca vetustissima, 586 nucleotides long. RefSeq names its product semaphorin-2A-like. NCBI's taxonomy places the organism in Eukaryota, Metazoa, Arthropoda, Insecta, Diptera, Muscidae. The annotation marks the transcript as partial. The record is from RefSeq and is a predicted model, not a curated record. The transcript has 2 exons. Gene Ontology annotation, biological process: negative regulation of axon extension involved in axon guidance; positive regulation of cell migration; negative chemotaxis. Gene Ontology annotation, molecular function: semaphorin receptor binding; chemorepellent activity.